AUGUCUCAGGUGGUGACACUGAUGAACGUGGACCUACUGAGACAGCAGCAUCGGUGGAAGGACGGCCUGCAGGACCUCCGCACGGGCUUUGCCACUCUGGAGGCUCAGGGCUUCCGGUCCGAUGACAUGCGGGCCUGGCGUCAGCAUUGGAACCAUCAGCUGUACAAAGCUCUGGAACACCAGUAUCAGACCGGUCUCGAGGCUCUGAACAAGAACCUGCCUGAAAUACUCAUAGACCUCACUUUCAAGCAGGGUCGAUUGCAGUUCCGUCCUCCCUUUGAGGAAGUGCGAGCACGCUAUUUCAGGGAGAUGAAGCGGUUCAUCUCAAUACCAAACCAGUUCAAAGGGGUCAGUGCCCAGGGGGAGGAGCUUAUCUUCAGCGUCAUGAUUGAUAGAAAUGCCACUGGGUUCGUCACCAUCUUCAGCAAGGCCGAGGACCUCUUCAGCCGCCUGCAGGCUAUACAGCACAAGUUCAAGGUGCACAAACAACACAUUCUUUUGACAUUGAUACUAAUUAUGGCUGAUUUAUAUUUUUCAACUGAGGCAAAAAACCCACAUGUAUACUGUUAA
Messenger RNA from Notothenia coriiceps (black rockcod), 570 nucleotides. RefSeq names its product cytoplasmic dynein 2 heavy chain 1-like. The coding region runs from base 1 to 570 and encodes 189 amino acids. The transcript has 3 exons. The record is from RefSeq and is a predicted model, not a curated record. Lineage: Eukaryota; Metazoa; Chordata; Actinopteri; Perciformes; Nototheniidae.